ACGAAAGGUAGGGUUUUGGCCAGGUUCGAUCGAGCAGCGCCAGCAGUCCUCGUAGACAGGUAGCUGAUCUCGUCUGGCACCUGGUCGGUGUAACGAUUCCUUUGCGUUCGUCCCCUGCUGCUAGUCAACAUGGCAUUUGCAAAUAGAGUUGGAAAUAUCUUGAAGAAAUCUCUGGCUUCCGGUCCAUCAUUAUUCCAAUCAAUGCGAUACAUGUCAUCUUCAAAAGUUUUUGUUGGAGGUCUUUCAUUUGGCACUGAUGAAUUAAGUCUAAAAGAAGCAUUUUCAAAUUAUGGUGAAGUUGUUGAAGCUAGAGUCAUCGUUGACAGGGAAAGUGGAAGGUCUAGAGGGUUUGGUUUUGUGACUUUUACAUCCAGCGACGAAGCUUCAGCUGCUAUCAGUGGCAUGGAUGGGAAGGAUCUUCAUGGACGGAUAGUGGGGGUACAUUAUGCAAAUGAACGAACUGGUGGAUUCCGCAGCGGCGGCGGCGGCGGCUAUGGUGGAGGUGGCUAUGGUAAUGGUGGUUACAGUGGAGGAAAUUUUGGAGCUGGAGGAUAUGGAGGGGGCGGUGCUGCUGCUGGUGGAUAUGGUGGCGGUGACAAUGGUGGUGGUGCUAACUAUGGAAGCAGUUUUGAACGAUAUGACCAAACCAGUACUGGCAGAAACUUUGGUGUUACCGAUGGUGCCGGUGGUAUUGACAGUUAUAAUUUUGGUGGUGGCAGUGGUGGUUAUGGGAGCGGUUUUGGUGAGAACCCAUCUACUGGUUUUGACAGCAACAAACAUGGCAAUGAUCAUGGCGCUGAUAAUGGCUAUGGUGGCAACAUUACUGACGACUCGGUUGAAGACUAUGCCAACAAGCGAGGCUGAUAGUCGCAGACUAUGAACUUUCAGUCAGUGAGCUUCAAGUAUUCCAGGAAAUAAAUAUGCAAGCCCUAGGAAUCAGAUAAAAUGUAUCCAAUGGAUCUCUCCUGCUAUUUUACUUUUUUGACAGACUAAUUUAGACAUGAAAUUCAGCCUUUUCCUAGCGCACGAUUAUAGUUUUCUAGUCUCCAUAUAAACACGGUUGUGUUGUAAUCCUAUCUCUCUGGACCAUUAAUUUGUUUGUCGUGAUUUUGAGUUGUUCAUUUGAGGGAUGUUGUAGACCUUGGAUAUGUUUGUCAUAUUGUAUCCGCUAAGUACAGAUCCAUAUUGUA
Messenger RNA from Zingiber officinale, 1190 nucleotides. Its product is annotated as glycine-rich RNA-binding protein 4, mitochondrial-like. Lineage: Eukaryota; Viridiplantae; Streptophyta; Magnoliopsida; Zingiberales; Zingiberaceae. The record is from RefSeq and is a predicted model, not a curated record. The coding region runs from base 130 to 864 and encodes 244 amino acids. The transcript is spliced from 5 exons. Gene Ontology annotation, molecular function: RNA binding.